AUGGCGCCACAACUCGCUUGGAUUGGCCUCGGCAACAUGGGCAGGAACUUGGUGGAAAAGGGUAACCUCGAUAAGCCCCUAAUCCUGUUCAACCGCACCAAAGCCCGCUCCGAAGACCUCGCAUCCAAACUCGGCAGCUCCAAGACCAAGGUUGUCGAUACCAUCAACGAUGCUGUCAAACCUUCCGACAUUGUCUUCAUGUGCCUGGGCGACGAUGCAGCCGUGAACGCUGCUGUUGACAAGAUGCUCGAAGAAGAUGUCAAGGGCAAACUUAUUGUAGAUUGCUCCACGGUACACCCAGAAACGACGAAUGCUUUGGAGAAAAAGAUAACCGAGAAGGGGGGUGAGUUCGUGGGCAUGCCAGAAGUGCUCCCUCAGGACGGGCCUGACAACAUCCCAGUAUUCGGUGCCCCAGCCAUGGCAGACAACGGCCAGCUUGUUUGUGUGACAGCAGGCUCAAAAGCGUCCUGCGAUAAGGUAGUCCCGUAUACGACAGGCGUGAUGGGUCGUACGAACAUCGAUUACUCAGGCCAGCCAGCAGGAAACGCUACCCUCAUGAAAGUCAUCGGCAACACUUUCAUUUUGAACAUGGUCUCGCAGCUAUCUGAAGGCCACGUCCUUGCCGAAAAGUCUGGUCUAGGGGUAGACAACCUCCACACAUUCGUCUCUACCAUGUUUCCCGGUCCCUACACCGCGUACUCGCAGCGCAUGCUAGCCGGCGACUACUAUCAGCGCGAGGAACCUCUCUUCCAUAUCGACUUGGCACGAAAGGACGCAAGACAUGCGAUGUCGUUGGCAGAGAGUAGUGGUGCGAAGGAAAGUAUGAAGAUGCUAGGCUUAGCACAAGGGAGACUGGAUAAGGUGAAGAGUGAAAUCGGGGACAGAGGAGAUAUUCCGAGUGUUUACGGAGUUGUGAGGAAAGAGAGCGGCUUGGAUUUCAAGAACAAAGAUUAG
Molecule: messenger RNA, 954 nt
Organism: Alternaria metachromatica
Lineage: Eukaryota; Fungi; Ascomycota; Dothideomycetes; Pleosporales; Pleosporaceae
Exons: 3
Coding region: 1-954 (317 amino acids)
Molecular function (GO): oxidoreductase activity, acting on the CH-OH group of donors, NAD or NADP as acceptor; NADP binding; NAD binding
Source: RefSeq, a predicted model, not a curated record